Molecule: messenger RNA, 1854 nt
Organism: Phialemonium atrogriseum
Lineage: Eukaryota; Fungi; Ascomycota; Sordariomycetes; Cephalothecales; Cephalothecaceae
Exons: 1
Coding region: 453-1394 (313 amino acids)
Source: RefSeq, a predicted model, not a curated record
GCGGGUAAAAUGGCCGUCUUCCCUCGUCUCGUCCUUCCUCCGUCGCUCACGCGCGUCUCUCUCUCACGCUUCUGCCACUCCUCCCGCCGACUAACAAUUAACUAAGCCAAUGACAAUUCAGGCCCGAAGUUGCCGCGGUAUCAUCCAAAUGUAGGCUCGUGGAACUUUUCGUUUGCUCUGCGAAUGCCCGCACGCGAGACCCCGUAAUCGAGUAUCGACUAGUGUCCAAGGGAGAGAGCUCGUUUCUGAUUUAUUGCCUGUUUUCGCGAGCUUGGCGGCGCGAAGAGGCGCUCGUUUCCGAGACAUAUUCUCGCGGUUGCCUCUUGGCUGCAUUGCAGAAUCCCUACUCCCAAGCUCGCGCCUCUUACCCUCAGCUUGGGAAGGCGCCCGUUGACGUUGCUCUCUCGCCGGUUCCCACGCCUCUCUCGGGGCCCCCUUUUUUUUUGCCCGUCAUGGCCCGAUCCGCAAUGCUGGCUGGCAGUAUGCCGCCGGCAUACUCAGCCACACCUAACAUCCUCCGCCGCCUCGUCGUCCUCCUCCUACUCACGGUCGUCGGCAUCUCCUCCCCCGCGGCCGCGGCGUCACACCAUCCGGCCCCGGCGGCACCAGGGCGGGCGGCGGCGAGGUGGGCGGCACCCCUGGCGCCCGUGGCGGCGGCCAUCCUCCGGCGCGACUACCAGGACUCGGUGUGCAAGCCCGCGACGCGGCAGGUGGGCGACACGGUGCCUCCGUGCGUCGAGAUCGAGACCAUCGAGACCAUGUGCACGCCUAACGGCACGGGCCCGCUCUUCCUUGCUGCACACCAGCAGUGCAUGUGCCGGGGCUCCUACUUCGCCGACUGGCCCGCCUGCCUGUCGUGCCUGUUCCUGCACGGCCAGCGCACCGAGCGCGACGUCGGCCAGUACAUGGGCGUCCUGGCCGCGGCCUCGAGCUCCUUCUGCGACGCGGCCGCCGCCCCAACCGCCGAGUUCGCCAGCGUCUUCGCCGCCGUCCAGGCCACCGCCGCGCCGCCCGCCACGGGAGCCACCGUCGCCUCCGACCGCGCCCCCGGCCAGACCGCCGUCAGCCUCUACUACACCGCCACCGCCCGCCAGGGGCCCGGCCGCAUCACCGGCGACGCCGCCCUCGCCACCGCCACCGCCCUGCUCACCGCCACCAGGGCCCCGACCUCGGCGCAAGACGCCGCCGACGACUCCCCGCUCGGCACAAAGUCGGCGAAGGGGUCCGGCACCGUGGGCGUAGGGGGGAAAGGUGGUCCGGCUUCGACGACCGCGACUCCGGCUGCCAGCGGGCCGUCCUCGUCUACGGAGUCCAACGCCGCCUUGUUCGGGAGGGCGAUGGACUGGUGCUUCCUAGUCGGGACCGCGGGGGCAAUCGUUGCGCUCGUUUUAUGAUGGACCAAUUUGGCGCGCGCUGGGACGGCCACUUUGGUCUCGCAGCACCAGGGGGCACGAAUGAGUUUGGCAGUCACGCAGGUAGUAGCAUCGAUGGUUGCAACAGAAGGGCUUAGAGAAAGGGGACGGAGUUGUCUUGGUUGAAGCCUAUAUAAUGUACCUUUCUGUAUUUUCCAUUUUUCAUCAUUUUUGCCUUGUGGGACGACCAGUUCUCUUGAUACCAGUUUCAAUUCACAAGCACCGCUACUGUUGUGGAGGCUUCUAUUGCGGCAUGUGUUCGAAUGGCUUCGCAAGCUUCUCCUGGCAGAAGGGCAGCUUGCCGACAGUCCAGAUCUCGGUGUCCUGAUUGAAGACGCCAGGUUAGCAUGUGGCUAUAAUUUUCAUAACUUUCAAACUUCACCCUGCUCUCGGAAGGCGGCCGAGCGGGAGUCGAGAAGGGGACACAAAGACAAAAAAUAUC